This is a messenger RNA of Poecilia latipinna (sailfin molly), 1020 nucleotides long. Its product is annotated as galectin-related protein-like. The coding region runs from base 412 to 948 and encodes 178 amino acids. The record is from RefSeq and is a predicted model, not a curated record. NCBI's taxonomy places the organism in Eukaryota, Metazoa, Chordata, Actinopteri, Cyprinodontiformes, Poeciliidae. Gene Ontology annotation, molecular function: carbohydrate binding. The transcript is spliced from 5 exons.
CAGAAAAACAGAAAAAACACUCGGAUUGCAUCUUUAAAAGCUCAAAAUGGGCAUAAGAUUCAUGUCCAUGAUUAUACUUUUAAUCAAAGGUUUGAGUUUUGUUUUUAUGCGCUGCCUGUGGAUUAUUCACAGCCUCUUUUUUAUGAAUCUGAGAAACAAAUGAAGUUGUGAAACUUCCUUAGCGGGAGCCUGAGGAGGAGUUAGCGCCUGACAAUGAGCGCAUUUCUUAAUGACCUGGCAGAGAAAGGCAUGUGGGCGCAGCUGAUGAUCAGAGCUGCGCUGUGUGUGCUGGAGGGUAAUCGGGCAGCUUGAAGCUUUCCGUCAGUGUUGAUUCAGACCUAAGCGACGUCACAGCCAGUCAAACUGAAGCUGCAGCUUAUUGCUCUGCUGUUUGCUUCCUGCAGAUGAAAAAUGGCUGAAUCACACAGGGUGACAGCGCAGGGCAGGAAGAAAUGGAGUUUACCACAGAGACCCGAGACGGAUCAGAACAAAUUGGCAUCUCGAUGUCCGGAUGGAGAAGCUGAAAGAAAACUGGAAGUUCCUUUCAGAGGUCAAAUCUCCGGCGGGCUGCAGCCAGGGAAGAAGGUGAUCGUGGUUGGGCUGGUGGAUCCGAGUCCAGAUCGGUUCUACGUCGCUCUGACUUGCGGCCGCGGGUCCAGGGAGCCGCCACCCAACGUGGCGCUGGAGCUCUGCGUCCGGUUUAAAGACCGACAGGUCCUGCGGAGAGCCUGCGUUUCGGGAUCCUGGGGCGAAGUGGAGAGAGCGGUUCCUUUUUUCCCUUUUAUCAAGGAUCAGCCCUUCAAGAUUGAGAUCCACUGUGAACACGGCAGAUUUCGGGUGAUUGUGGACGGACAGCAGCUGUUCAGCUUUCAGCACAGAGUUCUGCCGCUCAGCCACGUCGACACUCUGUGGAUCAAAGGCAGCUUAAAAAUCACAAAACUUGCCUAAAACUAAAGACUUUUAGACUUUUACACUUCAGAAGAUCGCAGACGUUUAUAUUUAUUCAGAAAUGCUUUUAUA